Molecule: messenger RNA, 2016 nt
Organism: Cavenderia fasciculata
Lineage: Eukaryota; Evosea; Eumycetozoa; Acytosteliales; Cavenderiaceae
Product: myb domain-containing protein
Exons: 4
Coding region: 1-2016 (671 amino acids)
Biological process (GO): regulation of transcription by RNA polymerase II; chromatin remodeling
Cellular component (GO): nucleus
Molecular function (GO): chromatin binding; transcription coactivator activity; zinc ion binding
Source: RefSeq, a predicted model, not a curated record
AUGGAGACAAGUGAUAAUGAAGAGACAUCAAUAGCGAUUAAUAAGAGGAGAAGAGGAGCUUCUGCUUCGACGACGAGUGAUGAUGCGGAUAUACCUUUGACGACACGGGCAAGAAGUGCAGGCAAGAGAAUCAAUAUAAGCUUUGACGAUGAUCUGUCUGAGGAUGGGGUGUCGGUGUCGACGCUCGAUGACGACGGAUACACCAGUGCUGGUGUGACGGGUCAUCGUGGAGGAAUGGAUGUUGACGACAUUGAAGAGGGUGACGACGAGAAUGACGAUGAAGACGAUGACCCCGACUUUGAAGAAGAAGAAGAGGAAGACUAUAUACCACCGGCCGACGAAGAGGAGGAAGAAGAUGAUGACGACGAUGAAGAUGAAGUAUACCAUUCACACUCACACGGAACACCAAAGAAGAACAAUAAGCGUCGACAAUUACAUGGUGGACACGGUCACGGUGACAAAGCAGCAUCUGCAUCUGCAUCACCAUCAGCAACACAACAACAAAAGAAAAAAAAGAUGAGAAAUAGUUCGAGUGGUACAACUUCACCGACCAACUCCUCAACAGGUGGAAGAUCAUCAUCUCGAGGUGAUGUCUCUGUAGGUGGAGGUGACACGGGUGGUCAUGGUACAACAGACUCAUCGGAUGAAGCUGGUAAACCACCCAAUGCAAUCCAGUAUCAUUGCGAUUAUUGUCAAAAGGAUCUAAGUAAUGUCGUCAAGAUCAAGUGUUCAGUGUGCGAAGACUUUGAUCUCUGUCUCGAAUGUUUUAGUGUCGGCGCCGAGAUCUAUCCCCACAAGAACCACCAUGACUACCAAGUCAUUGAUAACAUGCAUUUCCCCAUGUUUACAGAGGACUGGGGUGCCGACGAAGAACUCCUUCUCCUCGAAGCCAUCGAAUCAUUCAACAUGGGCAACUGGAACGAAAUCUCAGACAACGUAGGCACCAAGUCACCACUCGAUUGUCGUAACCAUUACUUUACCUAUUAUUUAAAUUCAUCAACCUCACCAUUACCCGAUACAUCAAAAGUAUUAACAACCAAUGAAAAUGUACAUUUUAAGAGAGCCAAACCAACCUUUUAUAAUCCAAAUGAAAGAAAAAAUAAGAAGAAUGCAGAUACAUCUGAAGGACCAUCUGGCCCGGUCACCGAUUCAGUAGGGUUUAUGAAGAAUAGAGGACACUUUGAGUAUGAAUACGAUAAUGAUGCCGAGGUUGUUAUUAAAGACUUGGGUUUUGAACAAGAUGAUCCACCAUCUGAUAGAGAAAUUAAACUACAAGUAUUGGAUGCAUACAAUCAACGCUUGAAUGAAAGAAUAUCAAGAAGAAACUUUAUCAUUGAAAAGGGGUUAUUGGACUACAAGAGAAUGGAAAGAAAAAGAGUUAAAGAUGACAAGGAAGUUUUCAAUUCUCUAAAAGUAUUUUUACAAUCAAUGUCCAAAGAAGAUCAUGAAAAAUUGGUAAAUGGUGUCAUUGCUGAAAAGAAUUUAAUGACAAGAAUUAAACAAAUACAGGAAUAUAGAGCAAAUGGAAUUAGAACAUUUGAAGAAGCAAAUCAAUUUGAAGAAGACAAGAGAAAACGUGAACAAGAAAAGAGUGUUAGAAAGAGUAAGAGUGAAUUGACAUCAUAUCAUGCUGAAAAGCCAACAGUGUAUAAAUCGAGGUCAGAGUUGGUCAAAGACCGAGAGGACACGUUUUUGGGUAUCAAAAACCAUCAAGAUAGGAAACCAACCAAACUAAAGAAAAAUGUCGAUCUCGAAUUUGAAGGUAUACCCAAUGCCAAUGCACUAUCGAUUAAAGAGAAACAACUGUGUUCAUCUAUUCGUAUACUUCCACGUCAAUAUUUAUUAAUCAAAGAAACCAUCUUAGCAGAAUCAACUAAAUUAUCCAAACAACAACCACCACCAACCAAACAACCACUUAUCAAAUUAUCCAAUAUCUCUAAACUAAUUGAAUUGGAUCAAUCUAAAAUAUCAAAAAUAUUAGAAUUCUUUGAACAAUGUCGUUGGAUAAAUCAAUAA